This is a messenger RNA of Kluyveromyces lactis, 1164 nucleotides long. RefSeq names its product amino acid transporter YHC3 (gene YHC3). The transcript has a single exon. Gene Ontology annotation, cellular component: membrane; vacuole. Gene Ontology annotation, biological process: regulation of intracellular pH. Bases 1 to 1164 code for a protein of 387 amino acids. The record is from RefSeq and is a predicted model, not a curated record. Lineage: Eukaryota; Fungi; Ascomycota; Saccharomycetes; Saccharomycetales; Saccharomycetaceae.
AUGGAAUUGGAUAGAGACAAGAAAACAUUUGCAUAUUUCUGGUUGUUCGGACUUAUCAAUAAUAUAUUAUAUGUGGUUAUUUUAUCAGCGGCUUCAGAUAUCAUUGGGCCCAGCCUCCCGAAAUCAAUUGUGUUAUUGUUUGAUAUAAUGCCUUCCUUUUUAAUUAAACUAUCGGCACCGUUUUUCGUUCAUAGCAUUCAUUAUGAUAAAAGAAUUCCAAUCUUGAUUUUAUUGUCAAUGUUGGGAAUUAUUUUGGUGUCAACGCGAUCUUUAUGGUUAUGUUUGCCAGGUAUUGUCUUGGCUUCGUUGUCUUCAGGAUUCGGAGAAAUCACGUUCUUACAAUUGACCCAUUUCUUUGGUUCUAAAUCACUUACUGGCUGGAGUAGUGGCACCGGGGGAGCCGGAAUCGUCGGUUCAUUUUCGUAUUUACUUUUAACGACUGUCUUUAGACUAAACAUUCAGCUAUCUCUCCUGCUAUACGCUGCUUUGCCAUUGAUUUUCUUGUUAUACUACAAAAUCAACGAUUCAAUAGUAUCAUCGCAAGUUUAUCAAAGCCUGGAUAUGCCUAUUGACUCAUCCGAUGGGCCUAUCGAAUUGCUUAAAUCAAAUGGGUGGGUGGAUAUAGUGAAGAGGCUUUCGAAACUUGUGAUUCCAUAUAUGAUUCCAUUAUCAACAGUUUACCUCUUCGAGUAUUUGAUCAAUCAGGGAGUCGCGCCAACGCUUCUAUUCCCAAUAGAUACUACACCUUUCGUUAAAUACAGAGAUAUUUAUGUGACUUAUGGUACCCUUUAUCAACUGGGGGUGUUUAUUUCAAGAACCUGGGGCCAUAAGUUGCCAGUGAAGAACCUGUACCUCUUUUCAGUGCUGCAAUUGAUCAAUCUUCUUAUAACACUAUCACAAUCUUAUUACUACUGGACUGAUUCGAUUUCUUGGAUCAUGGUGUUGAUUUUUUAUGAAGGUUUAAUUGGAGGUUCUUCUUACGUGAACUGUUUCAUGAAUAUAUUGAAAGAUGUCGAUCCAAAUGAAAGGGAAUUUGUUCUUGGAUCCGUUUCAAUUUCAGAUUCAUUAGGAACAUUAAUUGCAGCAUUUUUGGGUAUAAUUCUCGAACCUUCUCUAUGCAAACAUCAAAUUGGCACCGGUAGACCAUGGUGCCGUAUGGAGUAA